AUGGCAUCCCCCAAGGCGGGAUACGGACUACCGACCAAGCCUACCGACGGCUUUCGAAGACGACCCGAAGACUCGAGAAUGCUAAGUGGCAUCCCAAAAUCUACGUCCCGUGGGAACGAAAGAGAAGCCGACACGUCGAGGACAGCAAAGCAGGAUCAAUCACAAUCCCGCGGCGCCAGUCGGGUCCCUCUCCCGUCUGCACCACGCCGUCCCUCUGCUACCCCAAAAUUUGUCCCAAAGCUCGCUUCAGACAGGCAAUCAAAGUCAUGGGGCUCCGCAACUAGCUCUUCUGGCCACUCUCGAUUGGGACAAAAUGCGCCGAGACGGAAGAAUCCUUCUCUAUCACCCGAUGCCGCCAACUUGCUUAGUGAUUCUCCCAAUCCCGGCUCAAAUUCUCCUAAGCGCCAGUCCCAAGUUAUAAUAGACCCGGCACUUGGAAUUCAGCUUGAUCCAGAUGUCAUCAUAAGCCCCAGCAGCAUUUACAACGAAGAGUCAUCGACCCUCUCCAAGCCCGUUGGCCAAUCUCCGGUUAUAUACCCUGAGCUAGAUCGAUAUCGUCAUCACGUUCCAGUGCACAAUGUCUGGAACAGGCAGAUCGCGGACAUGCCUUAUCGCCUUGCUACGCACGACCUACCCCCGCCAACGCCUGGAAGCUUGCUCUUCUCUGCCAACAGCAGCGCCAUCAGCGGCAGUCCUUCGACAGGUUUUUCUGUGUCUCCUGCUCCAGGGCCAUAUAGCCGAGACACCACGCCAACUUCAAUAUCUUCGCAAUCUCCCGGACUUUUUGUCCCUAGUCGUGGUUUUCCCCUGACUAAAACCCGGCAACACAGUCCUGCUCUUACUCGCCCGCCAGUGACUAGGCGAAGAACUGGGAGUAUAUCAAAUGAAGUUGACCUAAUAAGCGUUGACCCUCAUGGUCUAGCUGCAGUUAGAGAAUCACUGACUUCUUCAUCGUCAAGCUCUACAGUCAAAGGGAGCGUGGUUAAUAGAAGAAAAGAGAAAAAGGUUGGAAAAGUUCUAGCAGCACCUCCACAAAGCCCACCUCCCCGGAAAUCUUCGCAGAAGUUCCGUACGAGCCAAGACGAUGAAGAGCUUUCUCCCAGGCAGCGUCUGCAACAGAGAGCUCGGCCCAUGGAGAUGUCGCCCCCAGCAAAAUCCAGUACCUCACCUCGCAGCUAUCAGUCACCAUCGCCACAAGCUAUGCCUCCACGCCGGCCAAGCCGAGAUGGAACUGCUGAUCUCAAGUCUCAGUUGUUCACGCCAAUCCCCGUCAUUCAAAGUAGUUUAGCACUCCGGGCAGCCAAUAUGGAGAGGCGUGAUAGUGACUCUUCAACUCCUCACCCAUCUCAGCCCUCACUUAGCGUGUCUGGUAUUGUCAAGCCAACUGAAACAUCAACAUCGACCUCGACUGCCAAGGCUUCGGGUUCUCGGUUUCCAUUCUUUGGGCGUAAAAAGUCUGCUUCUGAGAGCAUAGCAAAUGAUAGAGAGAAAAAGGACAAGCAGAAAGUGCCGAGAAAGGGUCCAGCGGCUGGCACAGGCCACGAGGGGUACGGGCGCAUUGGUGCUAUUCGACGGCGGAGUGGGAUCAUUCCCAAUCCUCAAUCAUCAAAUGAGAGCCUUGUCAGUGGUGACUCCUUCCUGGCUGAUCGCAUCAAUCCUGUUAUUAUCUCAGGAGGAGCCAUCGUGGAAAAUCGAAACGCCAGCGCCGAGCUCCUCAGGUCAGAGAGCAAUCUGAGUUUAUCAACAAACGAACGCCCAAGCAUUGAUUCGAUAGCAACUUCCACCAUGUCUUCUGCUUCGAGGGAUGUGUCAAGAACAUCUCUCUGGCCUUCGGCCAUCCCUCGUGGACCUCACAAUACUCGGAGGCCAUCUGAUAGCACCGAUACCAGUAGUGCGACCAUGGGAUCUACAUUGGCAUUCCGGCGAUCAAUUCAACGACUCAAGUCGUUUCCGGACAAUCCUCUGCAACUGCCACAGCCGAUAAACACUAGCGGGACAAUCUCAUCGCCAAUGACUAGCUUUGAUACCAGCAUCAUGUCUGAUGAGUCUUCCCUAUUUAAUAUCCAGCAGCGGCCACCCCAGGAGUUGAGCAAUGUCCCGCCAGCACCCAAAAAGCUGCAGAAGAAGCCUCGAUCUCCAAGAAAAUGGAAUCUGUUUGGUAGAUCCAACGCUCAGCCCAAACAGAGACAAACAAGUGAGACAGUUGCAGUCACUAUUCAGCCUGUGGAGAAGAAGCCUGUGGCUUUUUAUACCAUGAUGGACUCGCCUGAACAAGAGCCUGUAGACCUACGGGAACUUCUACGGGAAGCUGACGCCUACUCGCGCUCGCCUGCCAAGAUGGGUACCCCUGAACUGCAGGCAGCUGAAGGGCAGUCUCCCAUCUUAUCGCACUCUGGGAGGCCCAGUCGACUGCCUCAAGUGGGAAGAAUCCCCCAAGUGGUGAGCAACCGUCCCGAGGCGGCCUCCCCUCGUAGCUUCUCACGGCCGUUUGGGCCAAAUCAACCGCUGGCUUUGCAUAUACCUCCCACGCGUGGUUUAGGCAUGAACACCAGGAUGCCUAACUUUUCCAAGCCAUCCACACCCAUCCCGGAUGCAAGCGGCGAAGGCUCAACCACCGACGCAGGGACAGAGUUUUCCUUCUUUAGCGAACCUAGACAGCACAGAUCUCCCGGUCCUCCAACUACACAAGAGUUCUUGGCAUUCUCUCCUCGAAAAAACUCCGACUGUACUUCUUCGACCGAAUCUUGUGUCUACAGCUAUGUAGAAGCGACUGCUGUUAUCCCAAAGCCUGAUGACCCACCUGCAGAAGACGAGGUUUGGGACGAGUAUGAUGAUUUUCUGGGGGAAGAGGCUGUGAAGGAUCGACAAUCGACUACAUCUUCCAAGGGUGUUCCUUUUCAUCUCGAAACAUAUCAGAUGAAGCUAAUGAAGGGAAAGUCUCUCGAGUCUCCAACAAUCGUCACUGAUAGCCGCAAACUUUCAACUCUCUCAGAUGCCCCAACAGCUUCCACUUCUUUUAGUGCUGAUAUGACAGAGAGAAUUCGCAAAGCCUUCCAGCCUCAUCCCAGCCCUACUGUACCCUCGCCGGUGCCAGAGGACGUAGAGCAAUAUCAUGGCGGGCAUUCAAGGAAGCCUAGCGCCGCCGAGACUGCUCGUCACAGUACUGUUUCUUCUCACAGGUCUAUGCAAUCGAGCUCAUCCAACUCUUCAGAUGAAGGAACACCUCUGGCACAGGUCAAUCUUCGUGUAGGAUCUAUGACCGUUAGUAAAUGGCUUACUUUUGGUCAAGUCCUCUUUAGCGAUAUUCGCUAUGGGCUGGUGCGGGGCCAAGAGUCCCUUGAACGCCCUCAAGUCCUCGUUAUCGAUGGGCUCGGUAACGAUGACUGGUCAUUUUACGCUGCGGAAACAUACUCAGCUGCCAGCUUCUUCAACUUAUCCCCACGUGCUCCUUUGCCUGCCGAAGAACAGAGCUCUCCAUCUCGCUAUCCCUUGAGCCCACCCAACCAUCAUCAAGUACAAUAUCUUUCCCAUCUUGAUGAGUUUCCCUUUGAUCCGCAAACUUUCAAUUGCGUUGUUUAUCGGUUCCCAGCUGCUGCCACAGAAGCGCACUAUCAGAACGUCCUUUCUGAAGCCCGUCGUGUGCUCAAGCCGGGCGGAUAUCUUGAACUAUCUAUUCUUGACGCCGACCUCAAUAACAUGGGCAAUCGUGGGCGCCGGGCCAUUCGCCAGCUUAAGGAACGCAUAAACGGAGCGUCUCCAGAAACUAAUCUGGCAUCUACUGCCGAUCUAAUUGUUCGUCUUCUGGGAAAGAGUGGCUUUUCAACGAUCAAAGCUGCGCGUGUCGGUGUUCCGGUGGCCAGCUCAAUCACUUCCUCCGACGAUGGCUCGCAAGGCAAAGGCUCAAUCAAGGCCAAGAAGAAGAAGCCCAAGGAUCAACCCAGCCUUGCAGAAAUGAUGCGAGACCAUAGUUCAAAUGCAGAUGAGGGCAUCACCAAUAUGGUAUCCCGAGUGGGUCGCUGGUGGUACUCUCGAUGCUAUGAGAACGCAGCCAGUCAUGCCUCUGGAAAGAGCAUCUGGAACGAUAAAGCUUUACUCAGGGAAUGUGAGGAUCUGGGCACCAGCCUUAAACUGAUGGUUUGUUGUGCCCGCGCG
Messenger RNA from Trichoderma atroviride IMI 206040, 4152 nucleotides. NCBI's taxonomy places the organism in Eukaryota, Fungi, Ascomycota, Sordariomycetes, Hypocreales, Hypocreaceae. The record is from RefSeq and is a predicted model, not a curated record.